Molecule: messenger RNA, 1970 nt
Organism: Pectinophora gossypiella (pink bollworm)
Lineage: Eukaryota; Metazoa; Arthropoda; Insecta; Lepidoptera; Gelechiidae
Gene: CARPA
Product: carbonic anhydrase-related protein 10
Exons: 11
Coding region: 134-1138 (334 amino acids)
Molecular function (GO): carbonate dehydratase activity; zinc ion binding
Source: RefSeq, a predicted model, not a curated record
GUUUUCUAUAGAUAUUUAAAUAUAGUGUUAGAUUUUUAUAAGUGAAAUAAAGAUUUAAGUGAGUCAAGCCGUGAGUGUUUAAUAAAGGGUCGUCUCCUCCGAUGCGGUAGCGUGUCGACACCGCAUCGACACGAUGCGAGAAUGCUCGCUCUUUAUACUGACACUCCUGUGCGCCACUGUCAAAGACAUAUCAGGUAGUUGGGAAGAAUGGUGGACAUACGAUGGAAUAUCGGGUCCCGGAUUCUGGGGUCUGAUCAACCCUCAAUGGAGCAUGUGCAACAAGGGCCGGCGUCAGAGCCCCGUCAACAUCGAACCAGACAAACUGCUCUUCGAUCCUUGGCUAAGAGAUAUCCAGUUUGACAAACAUAAGGUCAGUGGCGUGCUCCAGAACACGGGUCAGUCCUUAGUCUUCCGGGUGGAGAAGGACUCCAAGCACCAGGUCAACAUCAGCGGAGGGCCCCUGUCCUACCGCUACCAGUUUGAGGAGAUCUACUUCCACUACGGCAUGGAGGACAACAGGGGCUCUGAACACCAGAUUGACCACCACACGUUUCCUGGAGAGAUCCAACUAUACGGAUUCAACAAGGAGCUCUACCACAACAUGUCCGAGGCACAACACAAGUCUCAGGGAGUUGUUGGCAUCUCUCUCAUGGUCCAGAUUGGCGAGCCAACCAACAAGGAACUGCGACUAAUAACCAGCGCAUUCAAUAAAGUUGUAUAUAGAGGCAGCUCAUACCCCAUCAAACACCUGCCGCUAAGCUCCUUACUACCAGACACGCAGCAAUACCUCACGUAUGAAGGCUCCACCACCCACCCGGGGUGUUGGGAGACUGCCGUCUGGAUCAUCUUCAACAAACCCAUCUAUAUCUCCAAACAAGAGAUGUACGUACUCCGGCGGCUGAUGCAGGGUUCGCAGCUGUCUCCGAAGGCUCCCCUGGGCAACAACGCCAGGCCAGGGCAGCCACUCCAUCACAGAACUGUCAGGACCAACAUCAACUUCAAUAAACAAGGAUCUCCGGUAUCCAGCAAUUGCCCUGACAUGUACAGAAAUAUGCACUAUACAGCUACGCAAUGGCCGAGAGAGCAUAGUAUGCGGUACCGCAGCACGGAAGAUUUAGCUAUGCUUUCUCCAAAUUAAUACAACUCUAUGAUUUAAAACUGUAUAUUACGCAUAGAAAUAGAAAAGCAUAUUUAUAUAAAAAAAAAACAUUUACUCAACACCGAUGAAUCGAAGAAAGUAAUAAUAUUAUAUUACUUAAAUUUAUUUUUAUUUAUUUAUUGCCAUCAUGUACAAUCCUUAUACAGAUCUUAAUACUAUGUUUUACAUAGGUGGAACAGUACAUGAGCUCUGUUACUAAGGCAUUGCAGUAUGUCAUAAAAGUGGGUUGGACUCGGAUAUCAAUUAAAAUAAAAUAACAAGUUUACAAUCAUAAUUUGGUUUUUACAUUAAAAAAUAACUAGUUUUUCAAAAGCAAAUAAUUUCGAAAUUGGAAUCACUCUACGAAUAAAUAAUAAGUCUUAUUCGUAGGUAUCACUCGAAUAUCGAAUGACCCAUCAACGAUAUUCAUUUGAUUUUUGAUGGCAAAAUCAAUGUAGACUCAAAAUUUCAAAUAACGACCAGAUAAAUAGUUAUUAGAAAAGUUAGAUGAGCAUUUGUGUGUAUAAUAUUAUGAAAAAUACUAUAAUGCUUAAGAAAUACUUGUCAUUUAGAGGAAUAAAUGAAUUUUGUAAAUUAUUAUCAUAACAUAGCAUCGCGCAUGUAUCUCCAAAGAGGUUGGCAGAGGUGUGACAUACACCGACUGCAUUUAAAUGUAAAUUAUUUCUUUUAACUAGAACAAUUUUGUUCCCUGCGCAAUGUUAUCAUAAGUACGAGAUGGAAACGAAAUUUGACGUAUAUUUUAUUCGUUACAUUAUAAAAUAUUCUACAACAAGUCUAUAGGCGUACACCAGUUUGUAUUCAGUCAACGCGA